Messenger RNA from Arabis nemorensis, 828 nucleotides. NCBI's taxonomy places the organism in Eukaryota, Viridiplantae, Streptophyta, Magnoliopsida, Brassicales, Brassicaceae. The record is from the annotation of a GenBank genome assembly.
AUGGCAACGUCUGGUACGAUUUCAGGAGCUACUACUGUCUCUUCCUUCUUCACCAAAACUGCUUCAACUUCAAACCCAUCUCCCAAACUCCAUUCCUCUGCUUCUCUAUAUUCCCAGAAAACUGGGUUUCAGGGAGUUUCGUUGGAAGAUUCAAAGAAGAGUGUAUCAGAGAUCUUCGCUGUCUCGGAGAGAAAGAUCGGAAUCGGAGGAGGGUUAAAUGGGUCGAGAAGAUUCGAAAUCAAAGCAAGAACAGCAGCUUCCAAGACAAUAGAGGUUGAAGUAGACAAGCCUUUGGGUCUGACUCUAGGACAGAAGCAAGGCGGUGGAGUUGUCAUCACUGGUGUUGAUGGAGGUGGGAACGCAGCAAAAGCAGGGCUUAAAGCUGGGGAUCAAGUUGUGUACACAAGCAGCUUCUUUGGUGAUGAACUUUGGCCUGCAGAUAAGCUUGGGUUUACUAAAACCGCAAUUCAGGCAAAACCUGAUUCUGUCUACUUUGUUGUCAGCAGAGGUGCAGAAGUUGAUGUCAAGAAACUAAAUAAGCGUCCUGCUCCUCCGCGGUUUGGGAGGAAGUUAACCGAGACUCAAAAGGCAAGAGCUACUCACAUUUGUCUUGAUUGUGGAUUCAUAUACACUUUACCUAAACCUUUUGAUGAACAACCUGAUACAUAUGUAUGUCCUCAAUGUAUAGCACCAAAGAAGAGGUUUGCGAGGUAUGAUGUGAACACAGGGAAAGCCAUAGGAGGAGGAUUGCCUCCGAUCGGUGUCAUUGUUGGCUUAUUGGCCGGUCUUGGAGCUGUUGGAGCUUUGCUCGUCUAUGGUCUUCAAUGA